Molecule: messenger RNA, 7113 nt
Organism: Pocillopora meandrina
Lineage: Eukaryota; Metazoa; Cnidaria; Anthozoa; Scleractinia; Pocilloporidae
Source: the annotation of a GenBank genome assembly
CUUAGCCAUAAGGGCUCAUUCCGAGACCUGAUUAAUUAUUAAUACAAUUCCCAGAAACAUUUGCAUGUCUUUUACCUAGUGUGUUGGAGUUGCUGAAAAAUCAGCCAUCAUGUUUAUGCUAGCGAUAGCUACAUGUACACAGUCUUGAUCAGACACGUUUGUAGCGGAGGUUUCAAGGUAAGAUUAGUUUGUGGUAACUAUGGCGUAAAUUUUGUUCACAGACGCGAUCGUUUUUCUUAGCCGACGCCAGAUCAAAAGAUUUGUGGUAACACGCAUGAUCAGUCUCUUACUGUUCUGUUGUAAAGCACGCACGAAGAGGAUAGAGCACGAAAGAAGUUUAAGAAGAAACACAAUCCUUUUUCUGCCCACUUCUUGAGUCGAAUUUGGCCGAAGCGGAAAAAUCUUCAGACGCAUCGCCAACAAAAUUUGUCUCGGGUAAAAAUUAUGCAAAAUCGUCUUAAUAAACAAAACCGUCAGAAACCGUUGUCAAUCUAGAAAGGCAAAAAUUGUCUUUUGUUAAAAAACUCAGGGAUCGAUUGUAGAAUUUUAAAAAAAUUGGAAGUGGAAUCCUUUGGCAACUAUGUUGGCCGAUCUUAUGAACAGAUCAGACGGACGCUGACGGAAUUUGUUGACUCUGAAAAUUUUAAUGCGGAUGCAAGAGGCGUAACAAAAAUUUGUCGUGGCAAAACUUUUCUUUUGAGUUUGCCGGGAAAAUUCUUGUUUUCGCCAAAUUGUAAGAGUUUUCAUGUGACGAAAACAAACUGUUCAAGGCGUGUGUUUUAAGAAUAAACGACAGCCGAAUUCACGAGAACAUGAAGGCUGCUAGGAUGACAGCGCCGUAAAACUAGCCUGCUGUGACUGAUGUUGCCUUCCACUCAACGCAUCGGAAAGGUUAUAAAAGCAAGCUCUUUGUCCCCUCGAAGAGCGGUCGAUGUAAUUUCUGAGGCUUUCUUCAGUACGAUGACCGGAGAUCGCGAUGAUGAGCUAGCUGCAAUGGACCAGUCGGCAUGAUCGCAGUCGCUCUGACACCUUCAUGAUUAGUAUGAAUUUCAACAGUUAUGCCAGUUUGGCUAUAUUUUUCAUAUCAUUCUUGUUUUGUUCUGCAUUUUUUUUUUUUUUUUUGAACAUGAAACUAUAUAUGCUAUACGAGUGUUAGCUGAGUUUGAUUUUUAUUACCGUACGUAAGCUUGCAAUUUAACUGAGCGUGAAAACCUUCAAUACUCGGUCUCCACUGCGUUUUCUCUCUGGAUUUUCGUCUCUGCUCAUGUUAUAAUAACGUAAAUUACGACGCUUGGCAUGUUUACAAACUCUUGUUGGGUUCUUUUGUUGCUACUUGCUGGCUUGCUUGUUCCGAAAUUUUUCUUUCAACUAAGGAAAAAAAACUAGAGAAAAGUCCCGGAAAAAGUCGAACAUAGUACAAUUUGGCAUACGGCGUGACAGCUUUAGCUCAGCUCUAUGCUUUGUGCUCUGAUAGAGCACAUUCUUUCAACCAAUGACAGCGCGCAUCAUAUCCAAACUUUGUUAUAAUAAAAUUUAACAUGUACGUAUUACAAGCGCACAAUUCUUUUCGUAAAUGUUUGUUUUCAUCCAAACACUCGAGUUCCACUCGAUUCGAUCGAUAGCUGGGAGAUGUUUGGACUUAGAGAUAAACUGGGACUUAUUGUCAUACUCUUCUGCUCGUUCCCUUGAUUUUGAAAUUGUUUCUUUGGAUUUUCGUCAGUCAACUCUACUGUGAAUAACUUAAGCCGCAGGUUUCGAUUGUUUUAGCUAAGAUAUUAAAGUUUGGAUCACGUUUAUUUGUCGAUUGAUUAUUCGUUAGGUCUGGUGAUAACUUAUCUGAUUUACUCAGUUACGUGCAAGGUUCGUGAUCCAAGGACACUAUGAGUCCAAUCCCAAGUGUUCUUUAUCUUUUUGCAUCGUACGCACUAUCGUUAUUUUCGUUCGCACGGCCUCUAGUCACCAUUUAGAAAAAAAUUAUACUUAAUGACCAACCACUGUGUGCGGAGACUCAAAUCGAAUCGCCCCUCUGGGGAACUUAAAAUGUCUUAAACUAGGACUGAGGUGGUUUUAUCUUUUCAAAGCUGAUCCACAAUUUUUUUUACAACCAAGCUAUAUUAAAGCAGAGGGGAAGUCAUUAAGUUCCUCUAUUCCCUUACCAAAACUACAUGUCUGUUACAUAUGUGUGACACUUAUGUGUCUGUUAUAUAUUUAUGUGUAUAUAUGAUAAAUAUUGCAUUUAUGUGACAUACAUGUAAAGAUUCUGACGUGAUUGCACAUACAUGUGACAUUUAUGGGACGUGUGACAUACAGUAUAUGUUGGAUAUGUAAUUAUGUGACUUAUAUGAAGUUUUGGAAGGGUUCACAGCCAGCUGGUUGCAAUUUCACAUUCUGCUCACAUGAUGUGUAUUUUUAGUUUUCUAUGUAAUGCAAGGUGCAUAUGCAUAUGAUUUAUGGCCAUUAUCUUCAAAAAUUUCCUUCCAGAAGUAAAUAAAUGCUACUUAUAUACCGAAAUAAAUUAAUUUCUGCAGUUGUCUUAAACCUUGAUUCAAUGGGCAGUAUAAUAUUCUGGAGGCUAAUUAUUGUGUCCCGGCAAAGAGAUUGUAAAUUCAAUUGUCAUUCGUUAAUAUUGCAUAAACAUCCUCACUGUGUAUAACUUCACAUGAGCCUGGGUUUAUGCUUCGUAAAAAUGGUGCCUUUUUCUCAAUCGGAGCUCACCAGAAAAGUAAAUUGUCAUUUUCUUGCAAAUGAGCUUAAAGACCUCCUGUGUACCAUUAUUUCUCUUUCUUGGAAUUGGGAAAUUAUUUUCUUUCUGUCAAACAAUUAUAAACCAAUUCUUCGUGCGGGGAAAGGAACAUUUCAGAAAUACCAAUUUAAAAAAUAUAUGAUAUAUAUAUAUCUAGAAGGUAUUGCUGCUCAUAAAAGAGCAUGGUACCUCCCUUUUUUAUUUCAAAUUGUACUUUUCCUUAAGAUCAGCAACCAACAUGUACAGCUCGACGACAAUCUUAGUGUAUGUUCUAUGGAAUGGCUUCAAGUGUUCAAAGUAUCUUAUCAAUUGCUUUGUAUUGUUUAUUUUAUAGAAGCUGAUUGGCAUCGUUACAAGUUAGAAUGGAAGCAAGCACUCGCAGGAACACUCAUGGUGAUCCACCAAAGAUCAGUGUUAAUCUUCCAAAGUUAAGUGAGCUUACCCAGUCGAAAAAACCUUGGAGGGAGGUUCAACUCCCAAUUGACAUUCUGUUGUUAACAGUGAAAGACGUUGAGUUUUUAAGUUGCUACUAUUACAUUAAUGAUCUAAUCAAAAGCUAUCUGAAAGGGCUUGGUUUAGUAUACUUUGGCAGCAUUGGUGAAGAUAAAGAUGUCAAACUGAAAGUUGCUUUGAUGAAAUGCUCAGAGGGUUCUAACGUUCCUGGUGGUGCUUUGAUCGUUGUAAAAAAAUGCUGUCACUCAGCUGAGGCCAAAAGCUGUCUUCUGUAGGCCACUGUAGUGGUAUGAAUCAGGAAUCGACAAAGCUGGGGGAUGUGGUUGUAUCAAAAAAGCUCACAACUUAUUCCUAUCAGAAGGUUGCAAAGGAUGGCAAGAAAUUUCGUGGGUUCAUAACUCCUGUAAGCAGAGACAUCGCUGAACUCAUCGAAUGUGCAGGUCAUGGUUGGAAUCCACCCUUAGAAAAUCCUAAAGAAAGGAAGGUUGAAGUCCACUGUGGUGAGGUUUUGAGUGGUUCAGAGCUCGUACAAGCUGAGUGGCGACGAGAUGAACUAGUGAAGUCAUUUCCUGAAGCAAUUGCAAUUGAGACAGAAGGAGAGGGUAAGGUCUCCUUUUCCUUUUAAGUAACUGUUACUUUAAAAUCUGCUCAAAGAGAUAUUCGGGUAUAUUUGAAUCUAGGGAGAGAGAAUUGAUACCUAUAUGAUAUCAGUUGUGGUGGGUAAGCUUUUCUGCCAGUGUCGAGAGAUGCACUGGCUGUGUGUGAACAUACUGGACUUCAGAUCAAGAGGUCUGGGUUUAAGCCCUGGGCUAAUGGGAUUGUGUUGUAGUCUUGGCUGAGAGGCUUUACUCUCACAGUGUGUCUCUACACCCACGAGUAUAGAUGGCUACUGAUGAACUGUCCGCUAUUUCAUAUACAUGUAGAGGGAGUAAGGGUAUAGUCUUAGUGUCUGAAUGGUAUAAGCCCUGGGAGAAGCUCGUGCUACAGGGACUAGCUCGGUACUUAGUAUACAUAACUUUCCAAAAUAUAUCUCUAGUUCCUUACAAAUUUUUGAUAACAAUGGUAACAUGAUAACAAUGGUUGAAAUCAGUAGAUGUUGGAGAAAAUUUGUUGUUUUAUUCUUAAAAAGCUUGUUUUUUUUUUGUCUCAGGAGUUUUCAGCGCAGCACGUGAUCUGAAAAUGGAAUGGGUCGUUAUCAGGGUAUUUCAGGGUAUGCAGAUGGAACUGAAGCAAACGAAAACUGGCAAACAUUUGCAAGUGUAACAGCAGCUUCUUUUGUUGUCAGCAUUCUAAACCAAUGCAAUGAUUUUGAAGAUUGGCCACAUUACCAAGGUGAACAGAUCAACUUUUAUCUUUCAUAGGCCUACAGUAUAUUUGCUUGCAGUCACUAGCUAGUCAUGUAUGCUUUUUAGUUUUGUUUUCAAUAAAUGUGCUGGAACCGAAUUGCCAAAACUAAAUCAAAAACAUGGUCAAUGACCUAUGAUCAUGCGCUGAUCAAUGACAGCAGCUCUUGGAUCAGAAAUGUUACCUGGUUGUUGACGUCAAUUCAACAUACAGGAGCUCUAUAAAAAUGGGUGGAUCCAGCAAAAUGGCAUGAAUAGAUGCGAUACGCACCACUCGCUAUCCCCUCAUCUUGAUGUUUUGCUGUGAUGUCUUUAUGUUUUUAGUCAAGGAAGAAGUUUUCAGUGACGAAGAUUUAGAGUGGCCUUACCUAAGUUGCUUAUUGUAUGGAAAAUAUUUUUUUCAAGCUUUUCGCUCGAUUGCAAAGUAGAGAUAUAACUAGUGGGACAUCAAAUCCGUUUACCUGGCGAUGACAAUUUUUCUGCCUGGCAGAAGAAAAGGAACAAGAAAUCUUCUGUUCGCAUAUGUGGACGUGCAUACGCAUAAUGCAAUGGCACGAAUUGUCCUUGAAACAAACUCCUCAGGAGACGUUUCAUUAGGAAAGGAAAAAGCUCCAUUGCUACAAUGAAUCUGUUGGCUCAAAAGAUCUGGUCUAAUGAUUUGUUUAUAUUUGUUAUCAUGCAGAUGGUCGAAAUAAAGAAUCGUCUCCGCGUGACGCUUUAACUCCAAAGAAAGGAAAAACUUGUUUAACAGGUAAAAUAAGGACAUAUCUAUAAGCGUGCCCGUUAACCCCCACCUCCCAACCCCAUCUUCCCGCCCCCUGCCUUUGUAAAAUAAAAGUGAGGGGAUCCAGCAAAAGGGAAAAAAAUAGUUGCCAUACGUACUACUCGCUAUCUCCUCAUCUUAAUGCUUUUCUGUGAUGUCUUUAUGCUUUUAGUCAAGCAAGGAGUUCCCAGUGACAAAGAUUUAGAGUGGCUUUCGCACCAACUCGAAAAUUGGGAGGAACUCGGGCGUCGUCUCGAAGUUGAGGAAGCAACUUUAACGGCGUUUGACGAUGACUAUAAGAAAAAGCGUAAAAAAAUCUACAAAAUGUUACUACAUUGGAAACAGAAGGAUGGCUCAGCUGCAACAUACAAGGUCUUACAUGAUGCAUUGUGUCAUGAAUUUGUUAAGCGCACAGAUUUAGCUGAGAAACUUUGCUGUCAACAGCAUGAAUGACUAUUUACUUUAUUGACUCACAGAUAGCUUUUAUUUCUAUUUUUACUGAUUAUUCCACUGUCAAAUGAACAAGUAUACCCAGUAUGGCUACACUAUUACCAUGUGAAGUGCUAAAUCAGUUAUCUUCCUUUUCCUCAUGGGAUCGUUUUUCUGUCUCUUACACACAUGCAUCUUUCUAUUCUUUCAAUGAAAGACGUCAAGUGUUAAAAGAUAUUGCCAGUUAUGACCCAACUAUAACUUUUCGUGCAAUUCUUUUGACUACUCAACGUCACGUUGUACAAAAUCACUGGAUAGUUUUGACGCAAUAACUACCAUUUACGUCGAUAUUUGUCCCCCGAUUAUUUCCGUCGAAAAGAAACCAAGACAGCGGAAAAAAAGCCAACACUCGAGUUUCACUUUUUUAUCUUUCUUAUUGAACCUGUGAGAAGAACGAAGUUAUUAGUUUAUGUACUAAACAUUCGCUGAGUUGCUCUGUCAAUACCAUUGCAGUGUUGUCGAAGGCAUACGUCAUGUUACGCAUUUGCAUCACCUCUGAUAUCUAUACCUAAUGCACAUGCAUUCCUCCUUCAAUUGUUGGUUUUGACGUAGUACUGAAUUAGAAAUUUGAGGCGCUUUUUUCAUAGAGGUUUGAUGAAACCAAAAUUCAGCGUGUUGAGAAUCUUACGACGAGAACACGAAUAUAUGCCAUGUUCGGUAGUUGAUAUUGAGAUUCUCCAAUUUCUGUGAGUUAUGUGUGUGCAUUAGAUAGUAUAUCGAUCAAGAAACUGAGAGGAAUGUCGAGUUGCGUCAGUUUUUCUCAAAGAAUUGUAAGUUCACGAGGAAAAGACUCCGUAAAUAGCUAGGCAACGAAAAAACGUGGUUCCCUGACACUCGAUUAGGCUUGGACAAAAGGCAAAGUUCUUGAAACAGUCAGCUUGCUUGAUAAUGAUAUACAUUUGAUAUUGGAAGUUCAUCUUUGAUUAAUUGCCUACGAUAAUUUACGGUGUAGAAUGUUUGUCAACGAAACGUUUCCGUAAAAAUAAAUGAGAGGUUUGACAUAACUAACGGCCUAUAGAAUGAUUCUAUGGCAAGGAAAAAAAUGUUUGGUAAAAACAAAUGGUAGAGGAUUGUAAUUUCAUCAGGGCUUCCAUACUGCUUUUAGCUGGAAGAAAACAAAAUGUCGAUUUGCCAUUAUUUCUUUUGUGUGUGUGUCUUUUGUUCUUUAGAAAAGUCUUUGAGCAUCCUUGGUUCUGGAUUGAGAAGUUUGGUUGGAGCUCAAUCGUUGGCAAUUAUGCUGAUUUUCCGGGAUAGUUUUCUGGGGAAAAAUUUCUUUCUACCAAGCUUUGAGCAGUAAAAUCUUUAUAAAGCGAACUACUGGA